CGAUCUUUUCCGGGUCGAGAAAUUAGCACACCCAUGAAUGUGAGCUAGCGGGCCCGAAUUCUUCAUUGAAAAAGUCUCCGAAGAAAAUAUAAUCGGACAUUUAAUCACUUCCAGUACAGAACAUUCCAGUGUAUCGUUCUGUAACCAUAUGACACAGCGAUGCCGGGGCUCAGCUGUCGAUUUUACCAGCACCGGUUCCCAGAGGUGGAGGAUGUUGUGAUGGUGAACGUGAGGUCCAUCGCAGAGAUGGGCGCCUACGUGAGCCUUUUGGAGUACAACAACAUCGAGGGUAUGAUCCUCCUGAGCGAGCUGUCACGUCGACGUAUCCGCUCCAUCAACAAGCUCAUCCGCAUAGGCCGCAAUGAGUGCGUCGUCGUCAUCCGAGUAGACAAAGAGAAGGGAUACAUUGAUUUAUCAAAAAGAAGAGUUUCACCAGAGGAAGCCAUCAAGUGUGAAGAUAAAUUCACCAAAUCUAAAACUGUGUACAGCAUCCUGCGACACGUGGCAGAGGUGCUGGAGUACAGUAAGGACGAGCAGCUAGAGAGCUUGUACCAGCGCACCGCCUGGGUCUUCGAUGAGAAAUACAAGCGGCCAGGAUACGGAGCUUAUGAUGUCUUCAAACAGGCAGUAUCUGAUCCUGCCAUUCUGGAUGGGCUGGACUUAACAGAGGAAGAGAGGGCUGUGCUGAUUGAUAACAUCAACAGGCGGCUCACUCCACAGGCUGUCAAAAUCAGAGCAGACAUUGAAGUGGCGUGCUACGGGUAUGAGGGCAUUGAUGCAGUGAAGGAGGCUCUGAGGGCCGGGCUUGGCUGCUCCACAGAGGCCAUGCCCAUCAAGAUCAAUCUGAUCGCUCCCCCUCGCUACGUGAUGACAACGACCACUCUGGAGCGCACAGAGGGCCUGUCUGUCCUCAACCAGGCCAUGGCUGCUAUCAAGGAGAAGAUUGAAGAGAAGAGAGGCGUCUUUAACAUCCAGAUGGAGCCCAAGGUGGUGACAGACACAGAUGAGACGGAGCUCGCCCGACAGCUGGAGAGGCUAGAGCGGGAGAACGCCGAGGUGGACGGAGACGACGACGCCGAGGAGAUGGAGGCCAAAGCGGAGGACUAGAGUCGGUCCUCGAAGGAAGGCUGGUGGGGAAAAACAUCAAAGGAGAAAUGUGGACAGACCUAGCCACAGUCACUCAGUCCAACAGAUGUUAACUUUCACAUUGCAAACAUUAACUGGCGUUAAUAGUUCAUUGGCAAACGUCCCGGUUUGUUCAUUAGCAAGGUUUGUUUCAGAAGACGGUAACACUCAAAGCUGUCUUCUGAUCCAGACAUGGACACAAGGAAAGUUAAAUUACAAAUUAAACAUCAAUAUAGUUUCUAUUUUUAAGUACAUCAAUUUGAAUAAAUGAUAACUCUAAAACAACAAAAGCUGUUUACAAGCAGUGGCCUUCACUUACCUCUUGCUUAAGAGCUCAGUGUCUUCAGUAUCCAUGGCACUUCAUCUCUGGCUGGUCACUGGAUGUGAUUGAUUAAAGGGGAAACGCAUAAGCUUGUCUGUCUCAACACCGUCAGUGAUGACUUUAUGUGCUGUUUCUCUUCCACCUAAAGGGUUUUUAGUGGUAAGACCUGCUCUUGUUUAGCUCACGUGGCAUCAAUAAAGUUCUGGAAGUUUUGA
This is a messenger RNA of Siniperca chuatsi (mandarin fish), 1662 nucleotides long. It is a transcript of the gene eif2s1b, whose product is annotated as eukaryotic translation initiation factor 2, subunit 1 alpha b. The record is from RefSeq and is a predicted model, not a curated record. The transcript has 8 exons. Gene Ontology annotation, cellular component: eukaryotic translation initiation factor 2 complex; eukaryotic translation initiation factor 2B complex; eukaryotic 48S preinitiation complex. The coding region runs from base 160 to 1107 and encodes 315 amino acids. Gene Ontology annotation, molecular function: translation initiation factor activity; RNA binding; ribosome binding. NCBI's taxonomy places the organism in Eukaryota, Metazoa, Chordata, Actinopteri, Centrarchiformes, Sinipercidae.